Phoenix dactylifera (date palm) is the source of this 823-nucleotide messenger RNA. Its product is annotated as large ribosomal subunit protein uL11x. NCBI's taxonomy places the organism in Eukaryota, Viridiplantae, Streptophyta, Magnoliopsida, Arecales, Arecaceae. The record is from RefSeq and is a predicted model, not a curated record. Gene Ontology annotation, molecular function: large ribosomal subunit rRNA binding; structural constituent of ribosome. Gene Ontology annotation, cellular component: ribosome; cytosolic large ribosomal subunit. Gene Ontology annotation, biological process: translation.
AACGCCUGCUGUUUGCUCCUUCCCUCAUUUCUGUUUCCCAAAACCCUAACCCUAGCAAAGAGGAGCCGCCAUGCCGCCCAAGUUCGAUCCAUCGCAGGUGGUCGACGUCUACGUCCGCGUCACCGGCGGUGAGGUUGGCGCGGCGAGCUCCCUGGCGCCUAAGAUUGGUCCCCUGGGUCUCUCCCCGAAGAAGAUCGGUGAGGACAUUGCUAAGGAGACGGCCAAGGAGUGGAAGGGCCUCCGCGUCACCGUCAAGCUUACCGUCCAGAACCGCCAGGCCAAGGUGAUGGUGGUGCCCUCCGCCGCUGCCCUGGUGAUCAAGGCACUCAAGGAGCCGGAGCGCGACCGCAAGAAGACCAAGAACAUCAAGCACAACGGCAACAUCUCCCUCGACGAUGUCAUCGAGAUCGCCCGGGUGAUGCGUCCGAGAUCCAUGGCCAAGGACCUCGCCGGUACCGUCAAGGAGAUCCUCGGCACCUGCGUCUCCGUGGGUUGCACCGUCGACGGCAAGGACCCCAAGGACAUGCAGCAGGAGAUCACUGACGGCGACGUCGAGAUCCCCUCCGAGUGAAAAAGGGCCUCCUCGCCCGAGCAUCGCUAGGGUUCGUGGUUUCGUCUGUUCAAUUCUAAUUUGCCCGCUAUUUUCUGAUCGUAUGAUUUUUUUUUGAUAUCUAUCUCGAGCAACGGGAAGUAGAGGAUAAGGAUAUAGUCGCUUGGUUUCUAGAUUGAAAAGCUUCUUUCGAUUUAAUAUGGAUUCUUCGCUGCAUUGGAUUGUUGCUUUGGAUGCUACAACUAGUUCUGUCUUUGAUCUGGUUAUGUUUUA